Asterias rubens (European starfish) is the source of this 1965-nucleotide messenger RNA. RefSeq names its product beta-1,3-galactosyltransferase 1-like. The record is from RefSeq and is a predicted model, not a curated record. The transcript has a single exon. Bases 34 to 1317 code for a protein of 427 amino acids. Gene Ontology annotation, molecular function: hexosyltransferase activity. Gene Ontology annotation, cellular component: membrane. NCBI's taxonomy places the organism in Eukaryota, Metazoa, Echinodermata, Asteroidea, Forcipulatida, Asteriidae.
GGUUAUGAGUAUCCGAAGUCUCUGUUAAUAAUAAUGGCAAGAGUUACAAAGUUACGCACUAUAUUCUUUGCUCUUAUCAUUUACGGUGUUUUUUGGUUGAAUCUGAUGUGUGUAAUGAGGUAUGGGCCCAGGAUAAACAGAGUUACGUUGGGAGAUAUUAUUACAUUCAAGAGAAAUAUCAACGUGACAUUCAGUGGAAACACUUCCUGGUCAAGUGGUGCGGCGACUGUGACGAGUACACAUGCAACGGGUACCACGAAGCCUUUUAUCGGCACUACAUUUCGCCAUGUUACUGUCGUCGUCGGAAAGGUAGCAAACAACCGGACUAAAGCUGUAGAGCCUGUCACAGCAAAUAAGGAACAUGCCUCAAAACCAAUAAAGGUACAGGUAGCUGUUAAACCGGAUCCAAAACCAGCUGUAAACCCUCACCUGUUUAACUUUACAAUAACUAAUGAAGGGGCGUGUAAAAACCGCAGCGACAAAAAUGGAAACCUCUUCUUGGUUUUUCUCGUCAAGUGCAAGCCGGAGGAGAGAUUUGACAGGGAGCAGAUUCGUCAGACAUGGGGCGGUGUCACCGAGGUACUGGGCCAGCGUAUUCUAACUAUGUUUUUGGUUGGUCAGUCAGCAGAUCCUGCGGUCAGGGGCAUGCUCCAGAAUGAGGAUGAACGGACACACGAUUUCAUCCAGGAAGAUUUCAACGAAGGAUAUUUCAAUUUGACUUAUAAGACUCUGAUGGGAUUUAGGUGGGUCAUGACCCACUGCCCGAGAGUCAGUUACGUCGUAAGCGUAGACGCUGACAUGAUGAUUAAUGUACGGAACCUCGUCCAACGUCUCAAGACAAUGCCGAGAGCUAACUUCGCCGAAGGGAAUCUCAGGACGGGUUAUAAACCCCAUCGGGACAUAGGCUCCAAGUGGUAUGUCACAAAACAGGAAUACUCCCGUCCAAGUUACCCUCCGUGGCUGAACGGUGGGUGCUACGUCUUCUCAUCGGACGUAGCAACUCGUGUCUACAAAACAUCAGCGAAUGUUCCGUUUUUCAAGCUGGACGACGUGUACAUUGGGAUUGUGCUGGCCAAGGUGAAAGUUAAACCCAGAUUAAGCAGAUACUAUCAACAGUACAUUGUUAACAAGCAAGUUGCGUUGAGGACAGGGAUUGGUAUUGGUAUACGACACAAUGAGAAUCAAGUUAAUGAACACUUUAAACUCAUGUGGAACAACACAGUUGGAGCUCUCCUUGAAAAAGACAAACAAAAAGUGGUUUCGACAGAUUCGGCAAAAAAAACAACGCCUCCUUUAAAAACUGUUGGGCCUAAAUAGCCGAUUAAAUACUUUAUUUAUAUUGAUUAAAGAACUGAUAGGGUAUAGACAAACCACUGAAUUAUAAUUGAGAUGCCAUCCAAAAAACUUGAUAGAUUAUUGACUUCAAGAAAGUUGACAAAGUAUAAGAUAAUAUGGGUGAAAUGAGGAUAAUUAUAUUUCAGUAAAAAAUGAUUUUUAAAAGUAUUUAGUUGCCUGUACAGUAUGAGUAUAAUUAAUGUUGAAUUAAUUUUUAUUUCAUAAAGGCAUCGAGCAGAAAACUGAGCUUAAUCAGAUUUUUUUUCUUGCUCAGCAAGAAUAAGCAGUAAGCUGGUAUCCAGUUAUGCUAAGUAAUAUUUGUGUGUUCUAAGCAAUAUGUUUUUUGCUGAAAGUGUUAUGCAAUUGUGGCCAAGAACAUUGCUCGUAAAUAUAUUACAGAGUUCAAGGAUCUGUUCACUUUCUCUCAAAACGCCAUUGAAAGAGUCUGAAAAGGUUUUACACAGAAUUUGUAAAGAUAAAAAUACAUGUAUAAGCAUAGGGCUGGUUUGCUCAUGUAAUACUCCAUGUGCGUGCUGGUCUACUUGCCAGGUAGAGGUUGUUCAACUGUCGGCACUCAUAUUCUCCUCAGCUUCUGGUUAAUAAUAAUAAUAAGACUUGUAAUGCGCACAU